AUGGCUGAGCAACGUUACACUACGUCGCCGGUUGAUUUACAACCGUUGCACCACAUCGACGCCGCUGUCACCACCACCAGGAACCCUCAUGAGAAACGGAAACAGGCAGAUACAUCUCUCUCCGAGGUCAACUCGACAACCCCCAUCCUUCACCUGUACCUCGACUUUGACACGCCGCUGCCUACACCACCGCUUCCCGACGACACCUCCGGAGGCGGCGCCCGCAUACCGCCAUGCCCGGACCUACGCGCCUACACGUCGCCGCUGGAAUGGAGCCCGGCGCGGAAGAGCGUCCUGCUCAUCCUGUCCUGCCUCGCCACCUUCCUGACGGCCUACACGGCGGGCGCCUACUCGCCGCCCGUGGGCCUCAUGGCCAAGGACUUUGACACGUCGCGCACCGCCGUCCUCGCGGGCAUCACCACCUUCUGCCUCGGCUUCGGCUUCGCACCCAUGGCCCUGGCGCCGCUGUCCGAGGCAUGGGGCCGCUACCCCAUCUUUGUCGCCGCCGGCAGCAUCUACCUCGUCUUCCAGGCGCUCUGCUCGGUGAUGCCUCACGUGGCGGGCAUGCUGGUCUGCCGCCUCUUUGUCGGCGUGGGUGCCUCGGUGUUUAGCGCCGUCGUGGGCGGCGUCAUUGCCGAUCUCUGGGGCAAGGAGGAUAGGAACACGCCCAUGGCGCUCUUCAGCGGCUCUGUGCUUCUGGGCACCGGCGCUGGCCCUCUCGUCUCCGCUGCGCUGAUCAACAUCAUCAAGAACCGGACGAGAGCGUGGCAAUGGACAUUCUGGCACCAGGUCAUUAUGGAUGCGGUUCUCGUGGGCUUCCUCAUUGUCUUUUUUAAAGAGAGCCGUGCGUCUGUCCUGCUCACGCGAAAAGCCAAGAUUUUGAAUGAAUGGUAUGGCAAGCUUGAAAAUUGUGGUGUAUAUGGCAUGUGGAUUUCGCUGGCCAACGUCAAUGUGGCUUCUUCGACUGAGGUGUGGCUAUCGCAGCCUCGCGGCUCAGAGUCCGAUGGCGAAGAUCGCCAGGCGGUUACGCGGGUACAAUCACCAGAGCUCCGUCGCAUUCGCUGGGUUGUCAAGGCUGAUGAGCUGCGCCCUACCCUCAAGGAUCUGAUCGUCACAUCCAUCAGAAGACCUUUUGCCCUCCUCUUCACCGAGCCUGUCGUCUUUUGCUUUUCGCUCUGGGCAGCAUUCUCCUGGGGUGUUUUAUACCUUUCCUUUUCAGUCGUGCCUUUUCUGUAUAACGGAAACCUAGACAUGUCCAGUCGCGUCUACAUCUCCAUGAUGGCUGCGACGGCCGUGGCCACGAUCACGGGUGUAUUCCAGGAACAGCUUCUCAAGAACCCGUCGUGGAAGAGUCUCGAGGCAGGCGGUCGCCCUACAGACUCCAAGUUCUGGCAGCUCAUGCGACGCAAGUUUCCCGCCGAGGCCCCGGAGUCGAGACUGUACUUUGCGUGCAUCACCGCCAUGUUUCUGCCGGCUGGCUUGUUCGCCGGCUUCCUCUCUCCAGACAGCUGGAAAGAGUAUGCGCAAGCGAUUGGCCUUGGCUUUGCGCUGUGGGGUAUCUACUCCGUAUACCUCGCCACAUUCAACUAUCUCGCAGAUACAUACCACGUUUAUGCAUCUUCUGCCCUGGCAUCCCAGAGCCUUUGCCGCAACUUAUUGGGUGGAGCUUUCCCCCUCAUUGCCACACCCCUCUUCCGUAAUCUAGGCACACGGGCUGCAGGCGGUAUCCUUGGCGGCGUUGCUACGGGAUUGACUGUGAUUCCGUGGGUUCUCGUUUUCUUCGGAGAGCGAAUUCGCUCACGCAGCAAAUUCGCAAUCUCUUUAAAGAAGCCGUGA
Akanthomyces muscarius is the source of this 1836-nucleotide messenger RNA. RefSeq lists its product as uncharacterized. The transcript is spliced from 2 exons. Gene Ontology annotation, biological process: transmembrane transport. Lineage: Eukaryota; Fungi; Ascomycota; Sordariomycetes; Hypocreales; Cordycipitaceae. Gene Ontology annotation, molecular function: transmembrane transporter activity. The coding region runs from base 1 to 1836 and encodes 611 amino acids. The record is from RefSeq and is a predicted model, not a curated record.